This is a messenger RNA of Dama dama (fallow deer), 7260 nucleotides long. Its product is annotated as zinc finger protein 260. The record is from RefSeq and is a predicted model, not a curated record. Gene Ontology annotation, biological process: regulation of transcription by RNA polymerase II. Gene Ontology annotation, molecular function: RNA polymerase II cis-regulatory region sequence-specific DNA binding; DNA-binding transcription factor activity. The coding region runs from base 79 to 2790 and encodes 903 amino acids. Lineage: Eukaryota; Metazoa; Chordata; Mammalia; Artiodactyla; Cervidae. The transcript is spliced from 6 exons.
CUUCGGCCUCUGGUUUAUCUUCCCCUGACCUUGUAGUCAUAGUUUGCCUAGCGGUGAGUGGAGGUGACUCGGGUCUGGAUGCAGGAGGAGCUCACUGCUGGAGUCCUGAAGUUUCCCAGGCACGGAUGCGGCAGUUUCAACAGGGACAAUCUCCAUAGAACUCCUCAUGGUGUCAUACCAGAAGUGGAAUUCCUCGAUCAAUUCUUUACAGUUCUAACCAUGGACCAUGAACUGGUGACAUUCAGGGAUGUGGUCAUCAGCUUCUCUCAGGAGGAGUGGGAAUAUCUGGAUUCUGCUCAGAGGGACUUGUACUGGGAUGUGAUGAUGGAAAAUUACUGCAACUUGGUCUCACUGGACUUGGAAUCCAAGUAUGACACAAAGACUUUAUCUGUAGAAAAGGACAUUCUUGAAAAAAAUAAUUCUCAGUGGGAAGUAAUAGAAAACAGUAAAUUAGUUGGCCUUCAGAACUCCAUUUUUAGAAAUGAUUGGCAAAACAAAAGGAAGAUUGAAGUACAAAGACCUGAAGUGGGAUGUUUCAGUCAAAUAAAAAUCAUCUCUGAAAAGGUGCCCAGUUACAAAAAUUACAAAUUUCUUACAUUACAUCAGAGAUUUCAUGAUAGCAAGAAGCCCUUUGAAUAUAAGCAAUAUGGGAAGGUCCUUAGUUGUGAAUUAAGCGUUGAUGAAUAUGAGAAAAUACAUAGUGGUAGAAAAACCUCUGAAUGUAGUAAAUAUUGGGAAACCUUUGGAGUAGAUGACCCCCAUACCCUACAACUGAAUAUUCAUACUGGUGUGAAACCUUGUAAAUGUAUGGAAUGUGGGAAUGUAUUUAGUUUUUAUGAAGACCUUAGUGUACACCAUGAUGAUCAGAAGUGCUGUAAAUGUAAGGAAUAUGGAAGGACUUUUAGAAGAAUUGAAGAAAUCACUUCAUUUCAAAGAAUUCAUGAAUGUGAGAAACCAUAUGAAUGCACUUUUUGUGGGAAAUCUUUUAGAGUGCAUACACAACUUACUAGACAUCAGAAAAUCCAUACUGAUGAGAAACCUUACAAAUGUAUGGAAUGUGGCAAGGAUUUUCGAUUUCAUUCACAGCUAACCGAACAUCAGAGAAUUCAUACUGGUGAGAAACCAUACAAAUGUAUUCAAUGUGAGAAGGUCUUUAGAAUUAGUUCACAGCUUAUUGAACAUCAGAGAAUUCAUACUGGUGAAAAACCUUAUGCAUGUAAACAAUGUGGGAAGACUUUUGGAGUCUGUAGAGAACUUGCCCGACAUCAAAGAAUUCAUACUGGUAAGAAACCCUAUGAAUGCAAGGCAUGUGGAAAGGUCUUUAGAAAUAGUUCAUCCCUGACCAGACAUCAGAGAAUUCAUACUGGCGAGAAACCAUAUAAAUGUAAGGAAUGUGGGAAAGCUUUUGGAGUAGGUAGUGAACUUACUCGACAUCAGAGAAUUCACAGUGGUCAGAAACCUUAUGAAUGUAAAGAGUGUGGAAAGUUCUUUAGACUUACUUCAGCUCUUAUUCAACAUCAAAGAAUUCAUAGUGGUGAGAAACCAUAUGAAUGUAAGGUAUGUGAGAAGGCUUUUAGACACAGUUCAGCCCUUACUGAACAUCAGAGAAUUCAUACUGGAGAGAAACCUUAUGAAUGUAAAGCAUGUGGGAAGGCCUUUAGACAUAGACUUUCUCUAGUUGCACAUAAGAAAAUGCAUACUGCAGAGAAAUCACAUGAAUGUACUGAAUGUGGUAAAGUGUUCUCUCGAGUCUCAUCCCUUACUCUACAUUUGAGAAGUCAUACAGGAAAGAAAUCAUAUCAAUGUAAUAAAUGUGGAAAAGCCUUUAGCCAGAAAGGAAACUUGCUUACUCACCAAAAACAUCAUACUGGAGAGAAACCUUAUGAAUGUGGGAAAGCUUCUAUUCAGAUGUCAAGCCUUAUUAAACACCAGAGAAAUCAUAUUGGAAACAAACCCUAUGCAUGUAAGGAAUGUGGCAAAGCCUUCAGUGGCAAAUCAUAUCUCUCCGAGCAUGAGAAAAUUCAUACAGGAGAGAAACCCUUUGAAUGUAACCAAUGUGGAAGAGCCUUCAGCCAGAAGCAAUACCUCGUCAAACAUCAGAAUAUCCAUAGUGGAAAGAAACCCUUUAAAUGUAAUGAGUGUGGAAAAGCCUUUAGCCAGAAAGAAAACCUCAUUAUCCAUCAAAGAAUUCAUACUGGAGAGAAACCUUACGAAUGUAAAGGGUGUGGGAAAGCUUUCAUUCAGAAGUCAAGCCUCAUUAGACAUCAAAGAAGUCAUACAGGAGAGAAACCUUAUAUAUGUAAGGAAUGUGGAAAAGCCUUCAGUGGCAAGUCAAACCUCACUGAGCAUGAGAAAAUUCAUAUUGGAGAGAAACCCUAUAAGUGUAAUGAAUGUGGAACAAUCUUUAGGCAGAAGCAGUACCUCAUUAAACAUCACAAUAUUCAUACAGGAGAGAAACCCUAUGAAUGUAAUAAAUGUGGAAAAGCCUUCUCUCGAAUCACAUCACUUAUUGUACAUGUGAGAAUUCAUACAGGUGAUAAGCCUUAUGAAUGUAAAAUAUGUGGGAAAGCCUUCUGUCAAAGCUCAUCUCUUACUGUGCAUAUGAGAAGCCAUACAGGUGAGAAGCCCUAUGGUUGCAAUGAAUGUGGGAAAGCCUUCUCUCAGUUCUCAACUCUUGCUCUGCAUAUGAGAAUCCAUACUGGAGAAAAACCUUAUCAGUGUAAUGAAUGUGGGAAAGCUUUUAGCCAGAAGUCACAUCAUAUUAGACACCAGAGAAUUCAUACUCAUUAAAGCUCUAUGAAUGUCUUGAAUUUAGGAAAACCUUCAAUAGAAGUCAUACUAAACAGUAUAUCAGAAAAUUCAUUUUACAGUAAAGUGACAUGAAUAUGGAAAAGCCUACAGCAACAACUCAAAAUGUAAUACACUGAGAAUUUAAUAACUAUCAUACUAUCAUGAAAACCUAUACCCCCAAUAGCCCCACAACAAACAUGUUCAUGCUGGACUUUUAGGAGCAUUUUCAUUAAGGAUCCAGUCAUGGACACUAAUCCACAUGGUUCUAGAAGGCCUACCUGAUAUAUUCAGACAAAGAUAUGCAAGGUGUAAAGAUGUGAAACAAAGACAAAAUUGUCAUUUUUUUGUUACAUGUUUUACUACAUGUAUAACCAUCAAAAUUACUUGCUCUUGAUACAGUAAUAGAAAACAAAGACUGUGACAGGAUAUUAUAUCCAGAAAUAUAUGCAUGUUUGUAAGGGAAAUUGACAGUUCAUAGAGGUGGUAAUCUCAAUUUGGUAGAAAAAUCUGGAUAAUUCAAAAAAUGGUCUCAGGGUAAUUGAUUCUUCAUGUGGAAAAAUACUAGAUCUUUGCUGUUGUCAUACAUUAUAAAGUAUUUAUUAAAAAAUUCAAAAGUAUUGAAGACUAGAACUCAAAGAGCAAAACUUAAUAAUAUAAGAGUUUUGUAGGAGAAUUUUUUUUUCAAACUUUGGAGUAGGAAAGAAUUUUGAAAACACAUUCCAGAAUACCUACUCUUGAGUAUAUAUACAUAUAGUGAAGAAAAUGAUCCAUGUACCCAGGGAGUCCUGUAUCUUUAAUGUUCAUUGCAGCAUGAGUUAUAUUAAUAUAGCAAAAAAUUGGAAACAAAUGUCUGUCACUUUGGAAAUGAUUGAUAAAAUGUGAUGUAGUCAUCCUGUAGAAUACUCUCUAGCAGUUAAGUAUAACAAAUUAAAUCUAUAUGUAUUAACAGAAAGAUCUGAAAGUCAUGUAGAAUGAAAAUGAAGUGUUGAAUAUAUUAUAACUAUACCUGUGUGAGUUUGAAUUAAAUCAACACUAACCAACACUAGUAUUAAAGCAUUGGUUAUGGGUAGACAUUUUUAUGUAAAACUAUGAAGAAUGGAUUGGAAAGAUACACACUCAAUUCCUAAAAGUGGUUGUCUCUAGAAAGGAAGAGAGUAGAAGGGAAAUGGGGCCAAUCAUGGUGGAUGAAUGAUACUUCAGUUUUGUAUCUAAAUAUCUAUCUCAUUAAAAAAAUAAAGAUUCCAAAUAAAUAUGAGAAAACAUUAGUUGAUUCUCGAUUGUAAUAAUAUAUGUUUGUUCUGUUUAUGCUGUUUCUUUAAAACUUCUGAAAAUUAAAAAAAUAGGGAUAGGAGUAGGGAGACUACAUGGAAUACAUGUUAUAAUGGACUUACAUUUCCAAUUAGAUGCAGAUAUUUUGCAAAAAAAAUUUCUGAAAUCAUAUCUUUACUAUAAAACAUGAGAUAAAAUUUUAAUGGUAACUUAACAUCCAUUUAUUUAAAUUUACUGUCAAAUGUUGUAUCACUAAUCUCUGUGGUCUCUGAGAGCAUGAUUUUGCAACAGGUGAUUGAAGCACAUUAAUUUAAGGAUCAUAUUACUUUAUAAUACAUGCACAGACUUGUUAGAAAUAAUUAGUUUUUCAGAAACAUUUAUCAGAAAUUUUAAUAGGCCACAUAACCAGUUCUGGUAUUAGAAAUUAGACAUUUUAAAAAUGAAGAAAACAUGUUACUCUUUUUUUUUUUUUUUUUUGUAUGACACCAAGUAAAACAACUGUUGCAUUUCAGCUUCAGUUUUUAAUUCAGACUAGUUAUUUUCUCUAAUUUGCCAGACACAGUCAGCUCCCCCACCCCACCUCUAGUUUGUUUCCUUGGGGAAAAUUGAACUGAAAAGGGAGAUCUCAGACCUAAAGAGAAUUCUCUUAUUAAAAGCAAAUCUUUUUGAGGAUUUUUUAUUCUUUACCACAAUAACUUGAUAUAUAGAAACAGUUAAUGCUUCUUUUGAAUAGUGAUAAAAGUGAGUAUGUAACAUUUAAAUCUUAGGCUCCUUUCAAAUAUAUUGAUGUGUUUUAAACUCAGAAAAAUACUAUGCUAAUAUAACUAUAGCACUGCACUGCUUGUUACUGGCAUUUUUGAAAUUUGGUUUUAAGAUUAUAAAUGCCAUAGGUUGACUUUGUGAGGUAAUGUAGCCAAGUAACAUAUAUGUGUAUCUACAUGAAUCUAAAUUAUCCUCUUUUCUUCCAUUUUUCAUUAAACAUUCUCUGAUAUUCCUUAAGUAUUACACCCUUGUGCUGGUACAUCUUUGAAGUCACAGAGCAACUAGGAACUCUAAUCCAGACCAAACUAGGAUUACCAUUUAGUGCAUAUAGUUGGCCAGUGUCACGGCCCAGCAACAAGAAUGAUUAUAAUGGUCAGGUAGAGUAAGAUAAGCAGAUGCUGCAUGGUAUUCUGUGAUAGUGCGUACUGUGUAUUUAUUCAGCCAUCCUCCCUGCUGAUUCAACUUGUUACUAGUUAUUUACCAUGACAGACGACACAAGUAAACACCCUUACAAGUGGCCCUCACAUUUUAGGUAUUUUUAUUUCCAGGGGACAGAUUAUAGGCAAGAGACUGCUAGAUCAAAGGAUACGUGCUAUUUUAAAAUUUUAGUAGAUGCUAUCGGUUAUUUUCAAAACAAGUUUCCUCCAGCUACACAAUAGGUGGUAUUAUACUAAAAUUCAUGUUUGUCUGAUGAGUAUAAACCUCACUUGUUCCUAGAUUUGCUUCUUUGUAAACUUUCAUAUUGUUAGCCUAUAUUCCUAUCGGAUUAUUUAUCUUUUUGUCAGUUUUGAAGAUCUCUUUCCAUAUUAGAUAUUAGGAAAUGUAUGGGUCAGUUAUAAAGAUACUUUAAUCUUUACAUUAUAUAUGUUAUUUCUUAGGUUUUCUUUCAAGUUGUCUAUUUCCUUUUUGUAAUAGAUUAAUGUUUAACCUAUCUGGAAUUGAAUUUUUUUUUAGAAUUGAAUUUUUAAUUUAUGAGGGUUCAUUUUUUUUCUUCCAGAUGGGUUGCCAGUUGUACAAGCACAAUUUGUUAAAAUAAUCCAGCAGGCAGUUUAGGGUCAAACAGCUCUGACACCUGCAUGUCCACCAGAAACAAUCACAGAUUUGAACUGGCAAUCAGAAAGAGGAAGAGGGAUAACAGAAUAAGCUUUAACCUAGCAUUAGGUUUAUUAUUAGCUUUGUCCUAACAAGAAAAUAUCUUUACAGCAUGUUCAUCAGAAAGUCUUGCAAGUGCUCAAGCAAGCACAGCUUCCACUGCCCCACACUGCACAGAGGAGACAAGGUCAGAAUAGGUGUGGUUCACCUCAGCACUGGAAGACUAACAUUCUCAUCCAGCACAUUCGUCGAGCAGGGCAUCUGCAUGGUGUGCCACCAUCAAAUGGGGUGCACUCACUUGUAACAGGGAUAACCACUUAAGCACAGGGAAGCUACUACCUUGGUUUCUCAAGACUUAUGAUGCCUAAGUUAUAUAGGCAGUUAGUGUCUACAUGCCAGUUCACAGUUCAUCCCAUCCAGGUACAGGCCACAAAUGAGAGAUUUCCAGUAUUUUCUUCAAGGAAACUAGUAGAAAAACAAAUCUAAAGUCCUCUUUUCAGGGAUGGGUCAGUGGGAACGGCCUCUUAUUACUUUGAUACCAUACUUUUCCUAUUCAACUAAAACUUUGCUAUGUAAUUCUUCACCCAAAUGAUCUUUUAUUCUACUUUAACUGACUUAUAUUUUGAUUUACACCAGGAGUUAUUUAUAUUAUCUUGCUUCAUUCAUCUAUUUUUCUAUUCCUAUACUAACAUUAAUGGAUAAUGUUAACAUUAGCCUUAUUGGAUUCUGUUACUGUAAGUCCCCCACUCCUUGCUGUUUUUCAGUUUUAUUGGCUAAUCUUCAUUUUCUUUCUCUAUAAAUGAAGGUAGGUCUUCUCAAAUUAUAAAAACCCUUUGAAAUUCUAAUUAGAAUUGCCUUAAGUGUAUACAUUUGGGGAGAAAUGAUAUUUAUGAUACUAUCUUCCUGUCCCCAAAUAUAAUAAGCCUUUGCAUAGGUUCAAAUUGCAAUUCCCAUCCUUCAGCAUGAGAAUUCAGAACAGAGUAAAGCCCAUCCCUGCAUAAUACCAUUAAAGAUUUUUGUUAGUUGAGUUAAAUAAGGAACCCCAGCCCAGCUCAGAAUUCAUGUGCUGAAGCCCUAGUGCCUAGCGUGAUGGUAUUUGGAGAUAAGGUCUUAGAAAAUUAAUUACAUUUAGAUGAGGUCAAGAGGAUGGUACAGUCCUGGUGGAAGUAAUGCCCUCAUAAGGAAUGGGGCAUUGUGUGUGCACCAAAAAAAGGCCAUGUGAGCAGAGUGAGACAGUAGCUGUCUACAAUCCAGGAAAUGGACCUUUUCCAAAUCUGCCAGCACUUGCUAUUUGGGGCUUCUCAGCCUCUACAACUGUGAGAAAUAAAGUGUUGUUUAAGCCACUCA